Molecule: messenger RNA, 2939 nt
Organism: Nannospalax galili (Upper Galilee mountains blind mole rat)
Lineage: Eukaryota; Metazoa; Chordata; Mammalia; Rodentia; Spalacidae
Gene: Cnksr3
Product: CNKSR family member 3
Exons: 13
Coding region: 76-1740 (554 amino acids)
Biological process (GO): regulation of signal transduction
Cellular component (GO): cytoplasm; membrane
Molecular function (GO): protein binding
Source: RefSeq, a predicted model, not a curated record
CGCGCAGGGGACCAGCCCGGGGCUGCAGCACUUCACCGCACACCCCACCGCCCAGCGCCGGGCGAAGCACCGACGAUGGAACCCGUGACCAAGUGGAGCCCCAAACAAGUGGUGGACUGGACUAGAGGGUUAGAUGACUGCCUGCAGCCGUAUGUCCACAAGUUUGAGAGGGAGAAGAUAGACGGGGAGCAGCUAUUGAGGAUCUCGCAUCAGGACCUCGAGGAGCUGGGCGUCACACGGAUCGGACACCAGGAGCUGGUGCUGGAGGCUGUGGACCUUCUCUGUGCACUGAAUUAUGGCCUUGAAACCGAGAAUAUGAAGAACCUGGUUCUGAAACUUCGAGCGUCUUCCCACAAUUUGCAGAAUUACAUAAGUAGCCGGCGGAAGAGUCCAGCUUAUGACGGGAACACGUCCCGCAAGCCCCCCAACGAGUUCCUGACUUCCGUGGUGGAACUCAUUGGCGCGGCCAAGGCCUUGCUGGCUUGGCUGGACCGGGCUCCAUUCACAGGCAUCACUGAUUUCGCAUUAACGAAGAACAAGAUCAUUCAGUUGUGCCUGGACCUGACCACAACAGUCCAGAAGGACUGCCUCGUAGCAGAAAUGGAGGAUAAAGUUUUAAAUGUAGUCAAGGUCUUAAAUGGCAUCUGUGACAAAACAGUGCGCUCAACCACAGACCCUGUUAUGAGCCAGUGCGCAUGCCUGGAAGAAGUUCACUUACCCGAUGUCAAGCCUGGGGAAGGCCUGGGCAUGUACAUCAAAUCAACCUAUGAUGGAUUGCACGUGAUUACUGGAACCACAGAAAAUUCUCCUGCAGACAGAUCUCAAAAGAUUCACGCUGGUGAUGAAGUCAUUCAAGUGAAUCGACAAACUGUGGUGGGGUGGCAACUAAAAAACCUGGUGAGAAAGUUGAGAGAGAAUCCCACUGGAGUUGUGUUGCUGCUGAAGAAGCGGCCCACAGGCUCCUUCAACUUCACUCCUGCCCCCUUGAAGAACCUUCGGUGGAAGCCACCUCUCGUGCAGACCUCACCCCCUCCCACUACAACCCAGUCCCCAGAAAGCACCAUGGAUACGUCCCUGAAGAAGGAGAAGCCAGCCAUCCUGGACCUGUACAUUCCGCCCCCACCUGCUGUUCCCUACUCUCCCCGGAAUGAGAACGGGAGUGUUGUCUACGGAGCGCUCAGUAAGGGUAAACAGCCCCUGCCUGGACGCAAGGGAUCUGAGUCCCCGAACUCCUUCCUGGACCAGGAGAGCCAGAGACGCAGAUUUACCAUUGCUGAUUCCGAUCAGUUGCUGGGCUAUUCGGUGGAAACCAACAUUCCACCCCCCAAAAUGAGAGAGAAAACAGCAUCUUAUGGCAAGCCCCGGCCUCUGUCCAUGCCUGCAGAUGGGAACUGGAUGGGGAUUGUUGACCCUUUUGCCAGACCUCGAGGUCAUGGGAGGAAAGGGGAAGAUGCCCUUUGCCGGUACUUCAGUAAUGAGCGGAUCCCCCCCAUUAUCGAAGAAAGUACCUCUCCUGUGUACCGCCUCUCCAGACCCACAGCUGAGCGGCAUCUGGUGCGAGGUGCAGACUAUAUCCGAGGAAGCAGGUGCUACAUCAACUCAGAUCUACACAGCAGUGCCACCAUUCCAUUCCAAGAAGAAGGGCCCAAGAAGAAGUCUGCCUCGUCCGCCAAGGCAUCUUCCACUGAGCCCUCCCUGCUGGUCAGCUGGCUGACUCGCCUCAAGCUGUUGACUCAUUGAUAUGGUUCUACCAGCCCCCUGCCUGUCUCCUGCUACAAGUGCCUUCUUCCUCAGUGGACGGCCCCUGUCGACUGCUCCGCAGUGUUCCACACCCUUCUUACUUCAUUCCACUUGUUUUAUUUGAAAGUUGUAUAUUGCCAUUCCUGGAACUUUGAAAUAAUUGGAGGCCAUCAAAUCCAGGGGAUCCUAGGUGCUGUUUGUAGGGGGCAGAAGGAAGGACCUGGCACAGCCUGCUUUCCUUGCCUCCCGUUGUUGGAACGUGGGGACAUAUUGUGCAAGUUGUGUUUGGCCCAGACGUGUGAAUGUCAGGAAUUGGCAUUGUUCACCGUUGUUUUCUCGGGUGGUGGGGACUGGACUGAAAUUGGUGACUUUGGUUCCACAGAUGUGUCAGUUUGUGGUUCAACUUCUGUACCUGAAAAAGCCCAUGGAGAAAACAUUUUUGUUUUGAUUCUUAAUGCUACGUACCAUAUGUGAGUGCAUCAGCUUCCACUGCAGAAUGGCAUGGGAUAUGGAUGUAAGGCUCUUUGGAGCAUGAGUCUACCUGUAGCUCAAUUGUUACACAUGCUUAACCCUCCUUUUCCAUAACAAUUCUCCUUCUAGAUCAGCCAAGACAGAAACUCAUGAGCACAGUUUGAUAGGGCUUACUACACACAAAGCAGUAUAGGGUUAUUUGUGAGAGGCAUUGCUGUUGUAUGUUUUUGUCUAAGGGAAAAGAAGCUAUAAGAUUUGCUGAAAGCCAAAGUAUGAUUCAGAAAAGUGAAGCAGCAAGAUUUAGGGGUAAAAAGACAUUUGUCAGUUUGCAUUUUUGACCCGUUUGACGCCUGUCUUCUGGAAAAGAACCGCCAGCCUUUCCAAGUUGUACACAUUUUGCUAAUUAGAAGUAUCCUCAUGGUCACUGAUUUUCAACUAGCAUCAGGUAUUUUGAAAAUGUGUGUCUGGAUAUUAACUCUUGUGUAAACUGAAUGUAUGAUAUUUUGCUAGAAUGGGAAAGUCCUAUCCUGUUAAUUUAAGUGUUUUAAAUAGAGUUGUAUAUUUUUCUUACUCUUAGUCACAUGUAAUUGAAAUACUUCUGUUGUGCGUCUUGUGUGAAACCCAUGAAAAAGAGCAUUCAAGGGGUUUUCAGAUAUACAAGGGACCACUGUGGCCACUGCCAGCAUGGGCACUAAUAUUAAAAGCCAAAAUAAAACCUCUCAAGCAUU